Cydia fagiglandana is the source of this 6599-nucleotide messenger RNA. RefSeq names its product terpene synthase (gene qm). Gene Ontology annotation, molecular function: prenyltransferase activity. The record is from RefSeq and is a predicted model, not a curated record. The coding region runs from base 107 to 1024 and encodes 305 amino acids. Gene Ontology annotation, biological process: isoprenoid biosynthetic process. The transcript is spliced from 8 exons. NCBI's taxonomy places the organism in Eukaryota, Metazoa, Arthropoda, Insecta, Lepidoptera, Tortricidae.
UUGGCUUGACUGGGCGGAGUGGGCCACACCGCAGUCCGGUAAAAAAUCGAUUUAUUAAAUCAGUCGUGUUAUGGAAAUAGUUUAAUUACUAACAAAACUAGCGAACAUGUCUCAAGCAUUCACUAAGAGCGGCGACAAAGCUCAUGAUGAGAAAAUCCUCAUGCCUUACACAUACAUCUUGCAAGUGCCGGGCAAGCAGAUCCGGACCAAGCUCACCUGUGCAUUCAACAACUGGCUCAACAUUUCUGAUGAGAAGCUUAAGGCUGUCGGAGAAAUAGUCCAGAUGCUGCACAACUCUAGUUUACUGGUAGACGACAUUCAAGACAACUCAAUACUUCGUCGAGGUAUCCCCGUAGCACAUUCCAUCUACGGCGUGGCUAGCACGAUCAAUGCGGCCAACUACGUCAUGAUAAUAGCGCUAGAGAAGACUUUGGAAUUAGGGCAUCCGAUGGCUACAGCAGUGUACACAGAGCAGCUUCUGGAACUACACAGAGGGCAGGGCAUGGAGAUCUACUGGAGAGACAACUUCCGCUGUCCAUCGGAGGAGGAAUACAAGGAGAUGACUGUUAAAAAAACCGGCGGGUUGUUCAUGCUGGCCAUCCGGCUCAUGCAGCUGUUUAGUGAGAACAAGGCGGACUUCAGCAAAUUGUCCGCCAUCUUGGGUCUGUACUUCCAGAUCAGGGACGACUACUGCAAUCUGUGUCUACAGGAGUACUCAGAGAACAAGAGUUUCUGCGAGGACCUGACGGAAGGCAAGUUCAGCUUCCCAAUCAUCCACGCCAUUCACAAUCAAGACGGCGACAACCAAGUGCUUCAUAUCCUCCGGCAACGGACCCGAGACGUCGAGGUAAAGCGAUACUGCAUCGCCUUGCUCGAGCGGCUCGGCAGCUUCCGAUACACGCGCGACACACUAGCACGACUCGACGCCGCUGCCAGAGAAGAGGUGGCCCGCCUAGGUGGUAACCAAGACUUAGAAAACCUUCUCGACGAGCUACUGAGCUGGCAGCGGCCUGAAGACGUCUAAACAAGUAGACCCACCACGAUUACCGCUGAAUCGGACAAUAACACACCUUACGCCAGUGCCGUAAGAACUACGAAGGCAGCAGUUGUCGUGGUUGUUAAAUUUGGAGAUUUUGACAAUCGAAAUUUUAAUUUAUUGCCUUUGGAUAAGGUAAAAAAUCUAAUAGCAAGAGGUCCCCCCCUAUUAGAGGUACAGUCCCCGUAUUUGGUUCCUAGGGCACUAUAUAACCUUGUCGUUUUAGCAACUAGAUAUGACACACAUCACUCAAUAAGCACUGUCUUAGAAGAUAUACAAAUUGAAUAAUUAUGACAUGGUUCUAUACUUAUAGUGGCCUAGGAAUCAAAUUGGUUUACUGUACACAUUUGAAAGCUUAGCUUUCGAAUGAAUUGUAUAAUUCGUUUUCUUUAGCAUUAGAAAGAACUCCACAGAAGCAAGCGUGCAGUUUUUAUCAGGCUCUUUAAUUGUUAAUAAUUAUUGAAUUAUCUAAAAUACAUAUAAUUGGAUGGUGUUUAGCAAAAAUGAGUCAUCCCACAACCAUUUUUCAAUAAAAUGUCAACUUUAAGCGUCAAUAUUUUGAGUUAACAUCUUAUUGAAAAAAAUAUGUGGGUUGACACAUUAUUGCGCAUCAGCAUCCAAUUUACUUCAAAUAAUUACCGCUAAAAGUGCCGGAUUUGGAACCACAAGCUUACUUCUGCGAAGUUCUUUCUAAUGCUAAAAAAAACGGACUAUAAAAUUAUUGAUACUUAGGGCUUACUGAAAAUUCCUGGACUGGCCACUCAGAAAAAAUAAGUCGUCUCAUAUAUCAGAAUCCAGAAAUUUCAGUAUGGCCCACGUAAUGGGGAGUUUUGAUUGUCAAAAUCUUCUGUAUUUAUGUUUGCGCGCUCACUUAACAAAUUCCUGUACUUAUAAUUUGAAUAUAGUUAUUAUAUUCUAAGUUGAUGCAUCAGCCGAGCCGGCUUAAUGUUACGAGGUACAUUAUUUUUAUUUUUCGCUUGUAGUUUUCAAAAGCCUAAAAUCAUUAAGUAUUAUAAUAAGUUUUUAAAUUUCCAUAGUUAAUUAGUGAUUGCGUAUUAUUGUUAAUAACUUCGUUCACAAACAUGUAAGUUCGGUACUUAUCUGAAGUUUUUUCGAAGAAUAUUUCGUCGGGUGACAAGCAAAAGUCACUAGUACCAUUGAAAUUAUUGGACAAUCAACCUUGUUUAAAGUGUCAUAAAGUGCAUUGUUACUUUAAUUUUUUGAUAGUACUUAGUGACUUUUGCUUGUCACCCGACGAUUUAUAAAAAGUUAGGUUGCUAGCUUGUGCAUUUUAAUGACAUAUUGGUAGCUUAUAAAAAACUUAUAUGAAACGUAUAGUACCUGCAAUAAUAUACUACACAACAAAGGCCGCAAAAGUAUCUGCCACGAUCUUAUUUGUAGAGCCAUAAGGGCGUGUCACACAUUUUUGUGCCUUAGAAGAUUAACAUAUUAUUGCAGGUGACUGUACCUAUAAAUCCUAUAAUUACAUUGUUGCGAAAAAUUUAACGGUAAGAAUAUUUCGGAUCAUUCAAUUUACGACGAAUACUAGAGUUCGAAUCUAACUAGUAAUUACAUUUUGUUCUAGUAGAUACCUAUAUUUCGUCGGGUGACAAGCAAAAGUCGCUUAACUAACACCAUUGAAAUUAUUGGACAAUAACCCGUGUUACAAGUGUAAUAAAUUGCAUUGUUACUUUAAUUUUUUGAUAGUACUUAGUGACUUUUGCUUGUCACCCGACGAUUUAGAAAUAUUACUUAAGUAGAAUCGACCAAAAAUCGUGCCAGUCAUAGUUAGGUACAAUCAAUAUAUCUGUCGGCGGCCGAUCGUAAGAUCAGGCAUAUCGUGAAAUUCCUAGGCAUAUCGUGAAACCUGAAAAUCUUUGACUCGUUCCCGGUGUCGCGUAGCGGGGCUCCUAUUUCUGGGUAGUUUUCCCUGCGGGCAUCUGAAGCAACCUAACGAACCUAUCCUACCUAUAUAUUGGUUUAAUGUGACUAUCGUAUCGUCAAAACAUUACACAGGAACAUUACGAUCUGCCUGAUCUUACGACCGGCCGGCCGACAUGUCCAAGCGGAUUGAUGCUGACAUACAAUAGUUAUUACGAUACAAGUGCAGAAAGUAGGAAAUUGGUAUAUUUCCGUGUUCUUAUAACCCGGCAACCUUCAAAUCAAGAGUGAACAGGCACCUUCUGGGGGAGCUCGCUCAGUAAGAGCGCGAGUAAGCCUAUUCAUAAUUUAAAAAAAAAAUUGGUAGUGUGCAAUUAAUUUUUAUAUAUUUCUCAAAUGUCUAUGUAUUGUUAUCUGACUUAUCUCGCUUGUAUCAUUAAGAUACUAUAGUUACGUUUAAAGUACAUAAUGAUUCUUAACAAAAAUUAACAUCCAUUUAACUUAUGUUUAACAUAAUGGAUGUAUUUAUGCGAGAUCUCUGCAAUCUUAGGUGUAAAUAUAAAUAAUAUAUGAUUUUUAAGCCUCAUAAAAAUCUUGACUACAUACUUCCAACCAUAGAGUGUUUGUUUGUUUCGGAGCAUUUCACGAGAUUGGCUACCGUUGUUUCGUACACACGCGAAUUUUCUGAAGAUAGGAGUUUUUAUUUUUCAAUAUGGAUGUCAAAAAUGCAAAGAGGUUAAAAGGACUGAUGCGCCUAAACUUGACGAAAGGGGAGUAAAAUAAAAAAAUAGGCUGCCAUAGACAGUAAAUCGUUCAGUAGCGUUUUUUCGGUGUACUCUCAUUAGACCUAACGCGUGUUAAUGCACUGUUCAUAGAUAUUAUAGACUGCACAUUCCACGUUGAUUACCAUUAGAUUAUAGGGAGACCUAAACACCGUGUUUUUUUUUUGUUAAUUUCAAGGGUGCAUUCCUGAGCUUAAAUUGGGUAACUUUCUCAAAGACACCGAUAUUCUAAUUAACUCCAUUUCGGAGAUAUUCAAUAAAAAAAAUUCCUAUAAGGCCUCUGCAAGCGUGUACACUUGCCUUAGGGCCGGUUUACAUAUUGAUUAGUGUUUAGAAUGAGUUCAUAUAUUUGCUCCUAAACUAAAGUACAAUCUCGGUCGAUCAAUGUUCGAAAUGACAUUGAUAUGUUUGGUUGAGUUAAAUGUAAUACCCGUGUUACAACAACGCUAUAUGCUACAUUUAAUAACUUUUUAAUCUUUUUUUUAUAGGCAAAAAUAUUUCUUUUUUGAAAAUUAACUAUGCCAAUUCGUUCUCUUAAACGUACUUAAUCAUACCCCGAAGUUAACGGAAUUCAAUAAAAACACGGUGUAUAUGUCGACGCGGAAUCGGAAAAAGCCGAUAGAAAAAACCUUUAUGUCUGCGCAAUGUAAGAGCGAAAGAGGCGUCGGCCGAUGCGAGCUAAGCCAAAUGACGACUUCUUUUAUUGCGAGAUAUAAAGGCUUUUUCUAUCGGCUUUUUCCGAUUCCGCGUCGGCAUGUAUAGGGAAACCUUAUAGCUCUAGCUUAGAGGUAGACGCUUGUAUGUAGUUGAAAUUUAGUGGUUUCCUUUCGUAUGCAGAUAAAGGGAGAAAAACUAAGCUGCUCAACAAAACGUGGUAGUGUAAACUGACCGAGAUGGCUUUCUGCGUCUCUAUCGCUCUUAUAUGCAAGAGUGAUAAAGAGGCAGAUAACGAAAUUUUGAUAUUUGAUUGUUCGCGAUAGGCUAAUCGUCAAGCGGUGAAUGAUAAAAUUAUUGAGCAUAGGUUUUUCAAUUGUUUAAUUUAUGGAAUAUGAUGAUACAUGAAAAGUGGAUAAGUAAUGAUCGAUCGUCAUAAAGUCAAAUAGUUAUUUAUUGUAGAAGAUAGUGUGUAGUGAGGUUUAAACUAGCAAGAACUUGCGUGCAAUUUUAAUUACAUUGCGGUAUCUGAUCAAACUUUUGCAGUUUUCCUUAGUGGUCGGCAAUGUAACGUAAAUUGCAUGCAAUUAUACUUCCUAGUCUAAGCCUCGCUUAAGGCUUAAUUUAAAAAAAAAUUAUCGGCCAUCUGAACUAAAUGGACACACACAUGCAACACUGUACUGAAUUGUCAAACUGCAGCAUUUGACAAGAGUAGCCGCAUAAUGUACUGGGUUGUACUACAGCACCAUCCAUUUUAGCUGUUUUGACCUAAUCAAAUUUUUUCUGAGACUUUUCCACAGAUAAUAUUAAUAAUACUUUGAUAAAGGCAACGUUUGCCAUUUUUCUUGUCAAGCCAUUAUAUUACGCGGUAUGUCGCACUCCAUUGCCGGUCCGUUUAAUUUUGCACCAACCAAUAGGCUUUUUGUGUUUGUUAAAAUAUUGACCUGUCACAAAUUAGAUAUUAUCAUAAUUUUAGCCCGACUUAAAUUAAAAUAGAGCUUCUUGAAAACACACCAAAAUGUAUUCAUAUUUCAUAUUCUGAGACAAUAUAUGUGUUAGAGGGAGCAAGUGAUAUUGCUAUCUCAUUCUACCGCAUGGCUGCGUCCCUUAGACUGGCCGGCGCUGGCCCAUUGUGUAGAGGAGCCAUACCAUUUAGGUCGUUUUCUCAAUUUUGUGAGAUAUUUUUCACCUUGCAGUUGUUUGUAGUGCAAACGGCCGAAGUGAUAUUGUAAUAAAUAGGUACUAAUUGGUGUGUGCUUAUAUUUAGAACUUAACAUACUUAGUCAAGUUUUAUUUUUAUAUUUUAAUGUUUAAAUAAAUCGAAUGUUUUGUUAUUAAGUUUUUUUACAAAAUAUCUUUUAUUUCAAAAUACAGUUUUUUACGCUUAUUUUGUUUUUUAUUUUAUUUUCACAGUACCUUAGAUCGGGUGAGUAAGGAACCUGAAGCGACUGUACGCAUUUUUAGCAAUACACCCUGUGGCUAAUAUUCCACUGCAUUCUCCAUACUUUACUAGGUAAAUUAAGCGAAGGCGUGUCUUUACCUCCAAUAUUUUAACAUAGAAAACAUUGUUGACAUCGCUAACGUAAAGGUAAAACGACGAAAAUCAUGUAGGCAUUUUGCGUUCUGGACCGUUCGCGAUGUAAACUUUAAUGUCUAGCGAUAUAGGCAAAAUAUUACACUAGUCAUUUUACAUUCUAGACUGUCGGCGAAUAACCCAUAAUAAGAUUUACAUCUUGUAAGACCCACCAAAGGCCAGUUAAGAAUGUUUUCGGUAUAAGCAUGUUUAAUUUGAAAUACCUACUCAAUAUGUAUCAUUCAUUUACUAAAAAUAUAUGAACACGUUAGCGCUCGUUAGGGUGGUAUACCAUCUGUCCAAUAUAUUGAUCCAAUGUUAUAAGUAAAAUCAUCAUCUUCCUCGCGUUAUCCCGGCAUUUUGCCACGGCUCAUGGGAGCCUGGGGUCCGCUUGGCAAUUAAGCCCAAGAAUUGGCACAGGCACUAGUUAAGCAAAAUCUCUCUCUUAUUAAGUAAAAUGUGAGAUAAAAUACACAUUGGACAAAUUGGACAGGUGGAAUACCACGCUUAUACAAUUAGGCAAGGAGGCAUAACGGAUGUUUUGGGCUUCUAACUGCUAAUGCAACCCUGUCUUCCAUAAUGACAAUAACAAUGUAGCUGUAAGAGAAAUAUCAAUUUUAACUUUCAAAGUGUAUCUUGUCAUAUCCCUUAGCAAUAAAAGCUUUGAGUGAAA